Messenger RNA from Knipowitschia caucasica, 1020 nucleotides. The record is from the annotation of a GenBank genome assembly. NCBI's taxonomy places the organism in Eukaryota, Metazoa, Chordata, Actinopteri, Gobiiformes, Gobiidae.
AUGCCCGGAGUACCAGGAGCCACUGUGGUGCAGAGCGUGUCUGUGUCCGGUGUUCCCGGAGUCGUUCCCGGAGACCCCAACCACCCACCUGUUGUCAUGGGCAACCACUCCAAGAGGCAGACCGCUUUUGAAUGGCCUGGAGCUGAAGUGAUGGUCAUAAAUCCCCCAGAGCCCAUCAAAGAAAAGGAAAAACAAGGAUUUUUCAGAGCCAUCAAGAAGAAAAAGAAGAAAACUCAGAUGAACGACAUGGAGGAUUCGAGGAACCCGAGCAUCAGGAAAAGCCUCUUCCCCCUCUUCAGCUCCAAGAACAGCCUCAAGCACAACUCGGCCGUCAAAGUUCUGCCUGUGGUGGGCUCGCCUCUGGUACAACAGCAGCCAGCGCCGCCCUACCCCGCCUCGCCUGUCCCUGGUAACGGACAGGAGCAUCUCUCACUGCAGAGGAGCUCCAAGUCUUCGUCUCAUCACAGCAGCCGCCGGAAAAACCGUGAGCGAUCAAGAGACCGGGACAGAGAGAGAGAACGAGAGCAGAGCCGAGACCGAGAGAGGGACAGAGGAAGAGAGAGAGAGAGGGUGGAGUGGCCCCCAGAGAAACCAGUGGACUCACAUUCGCAGAGCCAGCCCCUGAAGUCUCUCCGUCGACUGCUGCAUCUUUCCCCCUCCUCCUCGUCAAACCAGGGACCCCCUCCCGCUCCUCCCCCAGACCUGCGCUUCCAGGCCCCCCUGCCUAACCCACCACCGCCCACCUCCAAACCCGGAUACCCCGAAGUGCGAUCUCACGGGGAGAGCCGGGCACACCAGGUCGGCAGCAACUCCGGCCAGUCCAAAAGCCGCAAACCCAGCUACCCUCUGCCGGGACAGAUCGAGUCCAGCUGGCACUUGACGGCGCUGCAGCGGGCCGAGGGCGCACAGUUCACCCCUGAGCAACUGGGCAUCAAACCCGGGCAGAACGGACCCACGUUUACCCGCGCCUCCCGUCCCCGUAUGCCCAACCUCAACGAUCUGAAGGAGACAGCACUGUAA